This is a messenger RNA of Mucor mucedo, 213 nucleotides long. RefSeq names its product mitotic-spindle organizing gamma-tubulin ring associated-domain-containing protein. Bases 1 to 213 code for a protein of 70 amino acids. Gene Ontology annotation, biological process: microtubule nucleation by interphase microtubule organizing center; mitotic spindle assembly; gamma-tubulin complex localization. Gene Ontology annotation, cellular component: interphase microtubule organizing center; gamma-tubulin ring complex; spindle. The transcript has 3 exons. Lineage: Eukaryota; Fungi; Mucoromycota; Mucoromycetes; Mucorales; Mucoraceae. The record is from RefSeq and is a predicted model, not a curated record.
AUGGAAACGACAAGAAACAUUGAAGUAAAAGAGACCAUUGAUAUUCUCGAAGAUUUGUCUAGCUUACUGAACGCUGGUUUAGAUAGAGAAACGCUUAGUUUAUGUGUAUCAUUGUGUGAACGUGGUGUUAAUCCGGAGGCGCUUGCCACUGUCAUUAAAGACUUACGUCAACAACAGCUUUCUGCUGCGGAAGCCAACAGUCUUAGCAAUUAA